Molecule: messenger RNA, 942 nt
Organism: Fonsecaea pedrosoi CBS 271.37
Lineage: Eukaryota; Fungi; Ascomycota; Eurotiomycetes; Chaetothyriales; Herpotrichiellaceae
Exons: 5
Coding region: 1-942 (313 amino acids)
Molecular function (GO): oxidoreductase activity, acting on the CH-OH group of donors, NAD or NADP as acceptor
Source: RefSeq, a predicted model, not a curated record
AUGGAUCCCAGCAAGUAUGGCGUCUCGUCCAUCCCCUUGAACCAUGCCCCUUACGGGCCCAUCACAGACGACAAGCUCAAAGGCCUGAACCAGGGCAAAGUGGCCCUCGUCACAGGCGGUGCCAGAGGCAUCGGACGGGCGAUAUCGCAAAAACUGGCCCUCUCGGGGGCCAACGUCGCGAUCAUAGACCGUCUCCAGGACGAACUGACAGAGACCAAGGCCCUCUGUGAAAAGUACGGCGUCACGGCCAAGACGUAUGUGGUCGAUGUGACGGACGUGGAGGCGUUGAGGACCGCGUUGAAGCGAGUAGAGGAGGACUUGGGCCCGAUUGACAUCCUAGUCAACAACGCGGGAGUGUCGCCCGGAAAACCGCAGUGGAUGGAGAGCUUUGAGGAGUUCUGGCGGACCAUUGAGAUAAAUUUCAAGAGUGCCAUGGUCACCACGUGGGCUCUCCUCGCGCAAUUCCGCGAGCGCCGUUCCGGGGUCAUUAUCAACAUCUCGUCGCGCGCCGCGACGGUCGACAUGCCCUUUUCCACGGGCUACACAUCGUCCAAGGCGGCCGUCGCCCGCGCGACGUCGACGCUGCAGGAAGAGAUCGAGCUGGACGGCCUCGGCGACGCGAUCCAGAUGUACGCGCUGCAUCCGGGUGGCGUGCUCACGGCCAUGGCGAAGACCGAACUCCGCACCGAGAUCCUCGAGAAAUACCCGUCGCUCGAGCAGCAGCGCACAAAGUUCCACGCCCUCUUCAAAGAUCCCCCGGAACUGUGCGGCGCCACAUGCGCGUACCUGGCGUCGGGCCGGGCAAAGGAACUCAGAGGCAUGUACUGGGACUGCAGGCAGGAUAUCGAGCGCGUGGUCGGCUACGGGAGGGAGGAGCUGGUGAAGGAGGGCAAGAACGUGCUCACGAUUGGGUUUGUCGAUGGGUACGAGAAUGAGCCGUAG